Branchiostoma floridae (Florida lancelet) is the source of this 1635-nucleotide messenger RNA. RefSeq names its product hemicentin-1-like. NCBI's taxonomy places the organism in Eukaryota, Metazoa, Chordata, Leptocardii, Amphioxiformes, Branchiostomatidae. The coding region runs from base 102 to 803 and encodes 233 amino acids. The record is from RefSeq and is a predicted model, not a curated record. The transcript is spliced from 6 exons.
GUAGGGUAUUCAAAGAUCGGUCUGUGUUCAAUUUGUGCUUUUAAGUUCUACAGCAGCGGCCUCUAGCGAUCCACCUGAAAAGUGUCUGGGGUUAUCUACUAAUGAUGGCUCUAUCAGCACCAAGGACUUACGUUGGUUUAGCUCUUUUCAUUGCCAUCCUGUUCAUUGCAAGUCCAGUGGUAGGAGGAAAGAAAAGAAAGAAAUACCCGCGAUGCGAUGCUAUGGUAUAUCCUAAUGUUGACUGCACCAGCUGCACGUACCAUGGAGCUGCUGUACCACCGGCUGCAACGUACAGGAAGCAGACCAUCUGCACCUGCGUAUGCGAUUUUGGCUGUGUGAGAUUCAGAGGCAAAGCAGUGAGGGACUGUAAAAUCAGGCCUAAGCGUUGGAGGCCCGCCCGCAAACUUAAGUGCAGAUGCAGGUCUUGUGGUCCACCGACUCUACCCCUCAACUACGCAUCAAGCAACUGCACCGGCGCCGGACCAUUUGAGAAAGGCACUAUCUGUACGUUCGCAUGUCCGGACGGCUACUAUGGCCCAGACAGGAGGCACUACUGUGAGGACAGAAAAUGGAGGCUUAUGGGGGGCGUAGAAGAGGGAUGCAUUCGAAAUGGAGGAUGGUCCGACUGGAUGGAUGGCGCAUGUAGCUUGCCCUGCGGCGGCGGCACCUAUACCCGUACCCGUACCUGUAACAACCCGGCACCCGAAGCAGGAGGCGCUGAGUGUACCCUGACGGACGGCGUGACAACGGGACUGACUGAGACCGUGGAAUCCGGAUGCAACGAGGACGCCUGCCCUACCUGAGAAGUGCCUACAAUGAUGCCGACAGAUGGACCUUGAAUGGUAUGACUGCUUGACUGACCAAAAGAGCAUAAAGAGGACGAGUGUCAUAUUCAACCAGAAGAAACCGUAGAACACUUUCCUUGAAGCUAAGAGUUAGCAAAAGUAUCUGUCGCUACUACGGAUGAACAGAUCAUCUAUUUGCAUUUUUUGUUUCGCGUCUUCAAAAUAUGAUUAGGGAGGUCUAUUUUAAUAGUUUAUAAGCAACACAUAACUACAUUAAUUAUAAAGCGAUGUAAUCGUAUUCUAGCAAUCUUUCCUUUCAUAUGAUAUGACGUUGUUUAAGUUAGAUGAGGAACAAAUAUCAUAGGGGUUAGUAACUUUGGAUCACUUUUAUUAUACUUCUAUAUCCUUGUUUACAAUCACAGUAAUUAUGAAUAUCAAGACAACUGACGGUGGUUCAAACUGCAAUGUUGUGAAAAUAUUGCAAUUUGAAACUACACAGUCCAUCUAUAUGAUAUUCCCCAACACCCUGUCUUUAGUAGAAACAAAUAUAGGUUCCCCACGGAUAAAGGUGAACUAGCUUUACUCGACAGUUAAUUGCUAGUUUGAAUUUUUGUGGAAAAAUGGGAGAAUACUUUCUAAAGUGAUUUAGCAGCUAAUGAUCAAUAGGUAUUAGUAUUAUCAUUUUACUUAUCGAUAAGUAUUUAUCAUCAUUUUAUUCCUUUAGAAAUGCUUGGGAUAACAUGGUCUACUCACGUGCACUCACAGUUCAUGUAGACAUAAUCAGGAAAAAAUAUCAGCUUUGCGUACUGAUAUUUUAACCUGUUGUAGACUCGAAAAUUUACAUCGACUA